CAUGAAUUUCUCUUUCAGAUACGCAUCAUCUCCACUGUCUUUGUUGCCAUAGGAGCAAAGCUUAAUCUCAAGGAGAAAAUAUUUGUAUCCCUUUCAUGGAUGGCUAAAGCUACAGUUCAGGCAGCUCUAGGUCCUGUAGCACUGGACUCCGUGCGUGAUCUGAACAGGCCCGAGGAGGAGAGAGAUUUUGCCGAGCGCGUGCUGGUGAUCUGCGUGCUCUCUAUCCUGCUAACGGCACCCGUUGGAGCCAUCCUCAUCACCCUGUCUGGUCCACGCCUUCUCAAGAAGACCACGACGCCCGUCAUCGUUGAAGGCUGGCGACGCAGCGCUCGGCCCUCUCUCAGGGACAUAUCCAUCAUCGACGAAGAUGACAACGGAGAGACCACGUAGUACAACCGAACAAUGGCAGUGCACCACUCUUGCCAAUAAGAAUAAUAUUCUGGAAAUUAUGAUGCAGAAUGUACUGAGUCACAUUCAAUUAUCUCUUACUGCAGCUGCCAAAUACACAAAGUGUCGCCAGACUGCAAAGAAGUGGAAACUGAAAGUGCCCAUAAGUUUCCAUUUUGGUUUUUCAGUACCAAACUGAGGGUGACUUAUGAAUAUCAGUAUGUCCUUUAGGCUUAUAUAUUUAUGUAGUGUCCAUGUUUCUGCUGGUCCAGAACAGACUUGAUUUCAACUCUGAAGUGCCCGGGUAUGUACAAACAGAAGUUUAUGUUACUGAUACUGAUGAUGAGUCCGUCACGUUAUCGAUGUUACCGAAAAAUCGGUCCAGUGGUCAGAAGUCUGAAAAAUCCAAAAAGGUAUUUUGUGGAAUGUAAACAUGCCUCCCGCAAUAAAUGGGAAGCAUUUUCUUCUAGUACUCCGGAAAAUUUAAAAUUUUCAUCAUAUGAAGAACACAGAUUUGAAGAGGACAGAGUAAAAGUCUUAUUUCCUGCUGUAUUUAACAAUCCUUUCAGUUUAGAAUGAUAGGAUGACAGUAAACUGGAAAGGAAGAUUUUAUCCUGACAUUUGCGUACAUGAACUGGGGUAAACCACUAAAAUCUCCAAGUAUCUGACCAAUGAGCCAGGAUUUGAACCCAAGACUUUCAAAAUAUGAAACAGAGUUCUAAGCACUUGAUUAUGUUGGAAGGAUGCAAGAAGGGACUUCAAUCACGGUCCAAAAUGUUUUUUAAAGCUGGAUGUGUAGGAAUGCUGUCCUACUCUACAAUUCAGAGUUAGACCUAACAUAUUUGAACCUUCGCAUGAAAUUAGUGGUACCUCACAGUACUACAACAUGCAGGUAUGAAAUGAGGUUAAAUACCUCAGCAUUUGAAAGACAAACCUCCAUCUUACAGGUAUUACAGCUUUCAAAUCCAUUGUAUGUUAUCUCUGUCUAGAAAUGCAACCGAUCGCAAUUUGACAGAGCGAUGUAUGUAAAUUUCUGAUCACUACAUGUAAUUCUAAUGCGUUAUGUACGGAAAGAUAAUGGUUCUACUUUAUGUUUUAAUGAUCUUCAGUUGUGAAAAUUAAUUAAUAUUGUAACAGAAACUGUAAUUUUUCUUAUCAUACAGAUUUAUAUUGUACUUUCAAUGUAAUGAUAUAUUCAAUAUUUAUCUAAGUCAGUGGA
This is a messenger RNA of Zootermopsis nevadensis, 1606 nucleotides long. The record is from RefSeq and is a predicted model, not a curated record. Lineage: Eukaryota; Metazoa; Arthropoda; Insecta; Blattodea; Termopsidae.